This is a messenger RNA of Staurois parvus, 297 nucleotides long. The record is from the annotation of a GenBank genome assembly. Lineage: Eukaryota; Metazoa; Chordata; Amphibia; Anura; Ranidae.
AUGUCAGUACCAAAAGCGGUAACCCCGGGCUUACCAUGCGGCGUUGCUCUGGGAUUCCCUGCAGCGCUUACCUUGUCCUUCGCUCCCACGAUGUGUCCCCUGCAGCGUCCCCGGCCAUCUCCUCCGGCCGAUGCCAGCAUCUGGCUUCCGUGUUCCAGUCCCUGUGACGUCGGGACGUACAGGGUGCCGGAACCGGCGGCAAAUUUGAAAUUUUUAAAAAAUAUAAUUUUUUUUAAAAAUGAUUUUGUCCCGAGUGCUGUGUCCUGUGCCCUGCCUGCAUUUUUACUGUUCUUUCUG